AAGAACAGACGCAUCCAUCCCGACCAACCAUGGGUUUCUCCAGAACCUUGGCCGUGUUCCUGUGCGUGAUCCUGGCCUCGCUCGCGUUAGUCUCGCAGGACGUGCUCGCCGCAAGAGGCCUCGCUGAAGCCAACGGCCGUCCUCUGAAGGGUGUAUAUAGGGGAUGGCCAUAUCGUGGCCAGCCCUACGGGACUAACUUGCCAGCCCCUGAUGGUGGCUAUGGUGGUGGUGGUUAUGGCGGUGGUGGCUAUGGCGGGCCACCAAAAAUAUAGCAUCCUUAGAGCUGGACGACGGCUCCCAUGCCUCAAACUCAUAUA
Messenger RNA from Lolium perenne, 317 nucleotides. NCBI's taxonomy places the organism in Eukaryota, Viridiplantae, Streptophyta, Magnoliopsida, Poales, Poaceae. The record is from RefSeq and is a predicted model, not a curated record.